UCACGUUCUUGUGGUCAAGGACACAGCAAAGAAGCAAUGGCACAGAAAGAAAGAGAGAGAGAAAGAGAGAAGGGUGCGGGUUGAGGGGCUAUCGAUGGCGUAGGUAUAUAUGGUCGUCCUCUCGCGUUCGGAAUACCAGAUUCGUGCGUCCAGAUUAGUCCUCUCUAUCGAGGCCUCUGUGUGGUGCUUUUUAAAAUUCAUCGCGAACGACUAACAACGGACAUCGAAGAAGAAGAAGAAGAAGAGGAAGAGACCGAUCACUUUCAGUGAUUCUUUUGAUCAGUGUUGUCAAACCGCGUGCUACCGUCCGAUCGUUUCAAACCUUUUCAGUCUCAACAUUUUAAGGGUUGAUCGGCAGAAUCGACAAAGCAGAACAACACCUCGACGUUUCCUGGAGAAUGACUUUUCAAAGUCUUACUCCCGGUACGAUGCUGAUCGGAAUCGUUUUUUUGCUGAUCUGCUCUUCUUAUGCGGGACCAUUACACGAUGUACCAGCGCGAGAAAUCUUACCACCACCACCUUGGAAAUCUCGAACAACACAAGACAGUUCUGAGAUCUUAAAUGAAUAUGGCUUUCAACGUGGUGCUGUUGAAAGCCCGCCUAGAUCUAUCGAAUUCGAUCGUUUUCAAGAUCAAUCGAAAGAAAAUAUUGAAUUUGGAUCACAUAGGAUUCCACUUCGCGAUGCUGUCGAAGCUUUACCUUCGAGUAGUAUCAAACUUUCUAAAGAUCCAAAAAACGAAGACUAUUCAGCUUCAGCAAGAAUCAUGGAACAGAGAUUACCACUUAGGGAUGCUGUUGAACAUCGAGAGGCACCCUUCUUCGGGGGAGUAGAACACGAAUCUAUAUGGAUCGAACCGCUUGCACCACCUACUUUAGGUAGAAUUCAACGAAUUCUCGAUCCAAAAGUCGUCUGUCGUUUUGAUUCCCGAGCAGCUUAUAGGAUGGAACCGUUUUCUUUAUUAUCUGGAUCUUUGCCGGAUUACAAAUGUACUCACUUAAUAUAUGCUGGAGCUAAUCUGGAUUCAGAUUUCAAAGUGAUACCCUGGAAUUAUGAAUAUGAUGAAAUUAAAGGUGGUUAUAAGACAGCUAUAGAUCUUCGUUCAAGAGAUCCAGCAUUACGUAUUCUUAUCUCGAUCAUGUUUCCCAGCGAAAGAUUUAAAUCCAGUAAAUUGAAUGAAGCUGAUUAUGAACAAAUUUCUCAGUCUAUACUGAGUUUUAUCCGUCAACAAGAUUUCGAUGGUGUCCUGAUAGAUUGGCAAAUAGAAGACGCGUGGCAAACGAAUGCUAUGACAGAAUUAAAGAUUUUCUCGAAAAUCCUAAAAAAGAAUUUAGCAGACGAAGAAUUGUCCUCAGCUAUUGCUCUCCAUGCUGAAGAUCGUGUCCAUCGAGAAACCAUUUCGAAUUUUGAUUUAGUGAUACUGAAGCCUUGGCGAAGCGAAUUCAAUUUAAGAAGAGACAAGUUUGCUCUUCAUCCUGCACCACUUAAAACCGUGAUUCGUGCAGUUAAUAAGUGGUUCGAACGAGCUGGCAUGGAACAAGCAUCUAAAACUGUAUUAGGCUUGCCAAUUUUCGGUGAUGGAUACACACUUAAAUUUGGAAACUUCACUGAUGCUGGUGCUCCAAUUUUAGGACCUGGAAUCCCUGGUCCAUAUACCAGAGCAUCUAAUGGAAGACUCGCUUAUUACGAAAUAUGCGAACGAUUGGAAGAAGGUUCAUGGAUAUCUGGGAGAGACGAAGAUGGUCCAUAUGUGAAACGUGGAGAUCAAUGGAUUGGAUACGAAGAUCCUAUAUCAAUGAAGAUAAAAGCAGCAUAUAUUCGAUCAAACGGACUUGCUGGUAUCUCUUUAUGGUCUCUGGAUUUGGAUGAUUUUCAGGGUAUUUGUGGUAAUCCAUGGCCAAUGUUGAAUACUGCAACGAAUGCACUAGGACUUUAUGAAAGUACGUCUAUUAAAAAAUGUUCUGAAAAGGGUCUUUUCGCUGAUCCAGGGAACUGUUCUGGAUUUUAUUCUUGCGUUAAAGGUAAAAUGUAUCACGGUUAUUGUGGUCCCAAACGGCUGUUCGAUCCUGUACUAGGACGUUGUAUUAAGACUGAUCCAGAGAUUUGUAAACCUGGUUAUUCCGAUCAAAUUAUUUUACAUGAAGUGGACUCUGUCGUUAAUCAAAACGGAAUAAAGAAGGAGAAUUAUGUGGAAGAAUUGACACAAAAUGGUCCACGAGUUGUUUGCUACGUCACUUCAUGGGCAAUUUACCGAAAAACAGAUGGAAAGUUUGUACCAGAACGUUUGGAUUCUCGUUUAUGUACUGACAUUAUUUAUGCGUUCGCCAGUUUAAAUCCAGAUACUUUGUUGAUACAGACUUUUGAUCCUUGGGCCGAUAUAGAAAAUGGUUUAUACGAACGAGUGACAUCGAUUAAAGGAACCAGGAUCCUUUUAGCUCUUGGUGGUUGGACCGACAGUUCUGGCGACAAAUAUUCUCGAUUGAUAAGCAAUGGUGUUUCUCGUCGAAAAUUCAUUUCAGCUACGAUAAGUUUCUUAAAGAAACAUAACUUCGAUGGUUUGUCACUCGAAUGGAAUUAUCCGAAAUGUUGGCAGAGCGAUUGUAAGAAAGGUCCAGAUUCUGACAAACCUAAUUUCACGAAGCUUCUUCAAGAAUUAAGAAAGGAGUUUGACAAACAAACACCCAGACUCACAUUAGCAGUAGCUUUGUCAGGAUAUAAAGAAGUUAUCGAUCAGGCUUAUGAAGUUGGAGAGAUUUCACGUGAAGUAGAUUUUGCUUCAGUAAUGACAUAUGAUUAUCAUGGUGCUUGGGAAUCGAAAACAGGUCAUUUGGCACCUUUAUAUGAAAUGAAUAACAAUGGCCGAACAUAUUAUAACGUUAACUUUACAAUGGAAUAUCUUGUACGUCUUGGAGCGGACAAAUCAAAAUUGUUAAUUGGAAUACCAUUAUAUGGUCAAGCCUAUCAUCUCUCUGAUACUCGUAGAACGGGGCUUGGUGAUCCAGCUACAGGCCCUGGUCUACCUGGAGAAUUUACAAAACAACCAGGAAUGUUAGCUUACUAUGAAAUAUGUGACAGAAUUAAGAGACAUGAUUGGACUGUAGGAUCAGGACCAAGUGCUUAUCAUAAAGAUCAAUGGGUAGGCUAUGAAGAUCGAAAGAGCGUAUUUCAGAAGGGUGAAUAUAUAUUACGAAAUAAUUAUGGUGGAGCCUCAAUGUGGACCGUCGAUUUGGACGAUUUCUUAAAUCGUUGCUGCGUGGAGAGUUUUCCGCUUCUUAAAGCUAUAAAUCGUGCAUUAGGCCGUUCUCGUACACCGACAUCAAACGAUAUGAAAGAAGAUUGUCAGAGACCAGAAGAACCUGUGACACCACCAGAACCAACAAUGACGACUCAUAGCGAUGCCGUCGAGGGUGGCCCAGCUUCAACAAAGCCAAUGUCAACGUUAACGACUAAAGCUACUACGUGGCCAACAUGGACAGAAAAACCAAGUACAACGACACAACCCAGUUGGACUCAGAAACCUACCAUAUCAUCGAGUCAUCAUCACCACCAUCAUCAUGAGACAUCAACAAUACGCACCUCGACAGUUACAUGGGCUCCAAGUUAUUUACCACCCGUUACUACUGCCUCUAGUACAACAGAGAAUAUUCCAAUAUCUCCUGUAUCGUGCAGUGAAGGUCAAUAUACUCCUGAUCCUGUUGAUUGCGGAAGUUAUUAUCGAUGCGUUCUUAAAGAGUUAAAACGAGAACGCUGUGCACCUGGAUUACACUGGGACAAAUCACGUAGUAUAUGCGACUGGCCAUCAAUUUCAAAAUGCCAAGCCGAUAUCAGUACUACAUCAACGCAUAGACCUAUCUGGAACUCCUCGAGAAAGACAACAAUCUCUUCAACGCAAAAGCCAACAUUAACAUGGACCACAUCAACAUGGACUACUUCUAAUACAUAUCGUCCAAGUACGACUAAAAAACCCACCGUUGUCAUGAUAACAACAGAAAAACCGAUGAAAGAAUGCGAGCAUGGUCAAUAUUAUCCCUAUCCAAAUUCCUGUAUAAACUUUUUAGUCUGCGUUAAUGGGAAUCUGGUGUCUCAACAAUGCGGUCCAGGAUUAAAUUGGAACGAGGAAAAAAAUAUGUGUGAUUGGGCAUACAAAAAACCAUGUAAUGAGAAACCAAUGAAGAAUGCUUUGCUCGUCACAAAGGAUACAGUUUCGAAGACCUGUAUCUCUGGUAGUUAUAGUCACGUACCUGGUGAUUGUGGAAGUUACCGAGCUUGUUUAUGGGGCCGUCAAGAAAUCUUCCGUUGCGCUCCAGGGUUGCACUUCAAUAAGCGUAGUCGUAUUUGUGAUUGGCCAUCGAGAGCUAAUUGUGAAGAAGAUAUUGACGAUAAGGAGGAUGUAACUGAAAAGCCUAGCACGAAACCUCCUCUCGAAAUUGGAUUUGCUACUACAUCAAUUACUGAGAGGCCUAUAAUGACUACUACAAAAAAAGCUCCAACGACUCAGACUACGACUCAAUCCACGACUUUAUCUCCUGCUGAAAUAGAUCCUGAUAAGGUUUCACCUCUUUCAGGAUAUUUUAAGGUUGUUUGCUAUUUCACAAAUUGGGCAUGGUAUCGCAGAGGUGUAGGACGAUAUUUACCCGAGCACAUAGAUCAUACUCUUUGCACUCAUAUUGUUUAUGGAUUUGCUGUAUUGGAUUAUUCUGAUUUGAUAAUUAAAGCUCAUGAUUCUUGGGCCGACUAUGAUAAUCGAUUCUAUGAACGUGUCAUAGCUUAUAAGAAACGCGGCUUGAAAGUAUUGUUGGCUUUGGGAGGAUGGAAUGAUUCGGCUGGUGACAAAUAUAGUCGUUUGGUAAAUAAUCCUGCAGCAAGACAGAAAUUUAUUGAUCAUGCUAUUAAAUUUAUCGAAAAAUACGGUUUUGAUGGUUUGGACUUGGACUGGGAGUAUCCAGUAUGCUGGCAGGUGGAUUGCAAGAAAGGGCCAGCCUCGGAUAAAGAAAGUUUCGCUGCACUAGUAAAGGAAUUAAGUAUUAGCCUAAAACAGAAAGGACUAUUAUUAACAGCUGCUGUCUCUCCUAGUAAAAAAGUAAUUGACAACGGGUACGAUGUACCUACCUUAGCAAAAUAUUUGGAUUGGAUUGCAGUCAUGACGUAUGAUUAUCAUGGACAGUGGGAUAAGAGGACUGGACAUGUUGCUCCGAUGUAUUCUCAUCCAGAUGAUGAAUUUUAUUAUUUUAAUGCGAAUUAUUCGAUAAAUUACUGGAUCGCAAAAGGUGCACCAUCUAGAAGUAUAGUCAUGGGAAUGCCAUUGUACGGACAAUCUUUCACAAUAAACGAUCCAAAAGCUGGAGUUGGCUUGAAUGUGCCAGCAAGUGCUGGUAAUGCUGGUGAAUUCACAAGAGCAGCAGGAUUUUUAGCGUAUUACGAAAUUUGUAAUCGAAUUCGUAAUCACGGCUGGACCGUCGUUCAAGAUCCUGAAAAAAGAAUGGGACCAUAUGCUUAUAAGGGAAGUCAAUGGGUUAGUUUCGAUGAUGCUGAUUCGAUACGACGGAAAGCUCAGUUUGUCAGAAACAUGAAUCUUGGAGGAGGAAUGGUCUGGGCAUUGGAUCUUGAUGAUUUUAGAGGACGAUGCGAAGAAGGGCCUCAUCCACUCAUGCAUACGCUACAACAAGUACUCUCUGAACCUCCGAAUCAGUACGACAAACCAAUUAAGCCACCAGCUGUUGGAAGUGAACUAGAAUGGAAAAUACCUACUGCUUCGGAGAUUACUUCAACGCCAAUUUCUACAACAUUGAUGGAAGUUGAAACUAUUGCACCUGUGCACACCACUUCGAUAAAACCUGAUGGUGGAAAAGGAUUUAAAGUUGUUUGUUACUUCACUAAUUGGGCAUGGUAUCGACAAGAAGGUGGAAAAUUUCUUCCAGAAGAUAUAGACGGUGAUCUUUGUACACACAUCAUUUACGGCUUUGCUGUUCUCGAUGGUUCCAGCUUAACAAUAAAGACUCACGACAGUUGGGCCGAUAUAGAUAACAAAUUUUAUGAAAGGGUAGUCGCCUAUAAAUCGAAAGGUAUUAAAGUAUUGUUAGCUAUCGGAGGAUGGAAUGAUUCGGCAGGUGACAAAUACAGUCGUCUAGUAAAUUCACCUAGUGCUAGACAAAGAUUCACAUCACAUGUUUUACAAUUCCUUGAAAAAUACGGUUUCGAAGGACUCGAUUUAGAUUGGGAAUAUCCUGUUUGUUGGCAGGUCGAUUGUAAAAAAGGUCCAAAAUCUGAUAAAGAAAGCUUCGCACUUUUAGUACAACAUUUAAGUGAAGUCUUUAAACCAAAGGGUCUACUGUUAUCCGCAGCUGUUUCACCGAGUAAACGGGUUAUCGAUGCUGGCUAUGACGUGGUUUCCUUAGCAAAAUAUUUAGACUGGAUAUCCGUGAUGACGUAUGAUUAUCAUGGCCAGUGGGAUAAGAAAACCGGACAUGUAGCUCCGCUGUAUGCACUUCCCAAUGAUUGGGAACCUACUUUCAAUGCCAACUUUUCAGUUCAUUAUUGGCUAGAACAAGGUGUACCCCCAAAAAAAUUAGUGAUGGGUGCACCUAUGUACGGUCAAUCCUUCUCUUUAGCAGAAAGAACUCAAAGGGGAUUAAAUGCACCAACAUAUGGUGGUGGAGAAGCCGGCGAAGCUACUAGAGCAAGAGGUUUCUUAUCUUAUUAUGAAAUCUGUGAAAGAACUUUAAAGAAAGGUUGGUCGGUAGUUCAAGACAGUCAGAGACGUAUUGGCCCCUAUGCUUAUUACGGGGAUCAAUGGGUUAGCUUUGACGAUGCGAAACAAAUCAGAAUUAAAGCAGAAUUAAUAAAAAAACUUAAUCUUGGAGGUGGCAUGAUUUGGGCAUUGGAUCUAGACGAUUUCAAGAAUAGAUGUGGUUGCGAACCUAGUCCUUUGUUAAGGACAAUGAAUAGAGUUUUGAGAAAUUAUCCUGAAGGACCACUUUGUCCAGUAGUAUCAGAAUCCACUUCCAUUGAUAUUGAUCAAUCCACAACGCAAACGAUAAGUACUUGGUGGCCGACAACCGAGUCAACGGCAUCUACAUCUCGGCCAAGCUAUUUGCCACCUGCAACAACAACAACAACAAUGACAACAACUACGGAAGAAUUAGAUACGUCAUCCGAAGAAAAUGAUACUGUUGAAAUAAUAGCUGGUCCACCUCCGAUAGGUAUUGCACCUUUAGGUGAUUGUGGUGAGAAAUUAUUUAUACCACACAAGAAUGAUUGUGCGAAGUAUUAUCUCUGCAAUUUUGGUAAACUUUCCGAACGUUCUUGUCCUAAUGGACUUUAUUGGAAUGAGAAUCGAUGCGACUGGCCGGAAAAUAGCAAAUGUAAAAAGGAACAGAGGCAACGUCAGACAAGUGACACGUUUAUGACUUUAUCCCUUAGAAAGAAAAACUUUAAAAAAGUCAUUUGUUACGUAACGAGUUGGGCUCAGAAAAGACAAAGCGUAGAAAGAUUUAUUGCACAGGACUUAGAUUUAGAUCUCUGCACACACGUCGUCUACGGUUUCGCGAUAUUAGAUGACGAAAGUUUAACGAUAAAAAUGCCGGACUCUUGGGACAUGAAGGAUGAAAAAUUCUUGAGAGAUAUGAUAUUGUUGAACGCUCAAUCUUCGAAUCCUGCUAAAAUAUCGAUCGCUUUAGGAGGUUGGAAAGAUUCUCAUGGCGACAAAUAUAGUAAAAUGGCGAGUGAUUCGGCUAACAGAAGGAAAUUUGUCGAUAGCGCAAUUAAAUUCUUGAACAAAUAUAAAUUCGAUGGUCUUAAUCUCAUUUGGGAAUAUCCAGUAUGUUGGCAGGUAAACUGUAGCAGCGGACCUAAGAGCGAUAAAUUAGCCUACAUCCAUCUUCUUCGAGAUCUUAAAACGGCCUUGAAACCUCAUCGAUUACUUUUGUCAGCCGCAGUUUCGUCAAGUAAAAAAGUGAUCGAUCUUGCUUACCAAGUUCCAUUACUUUCUGAAUAUCUCGAUUGGAUCGAUGUUAUGUCCUAUGACUAUCAUGGUUAUUGGGAAGGUCAAACUGGUCACGUGGCACCAUUGUAUCAUUGUUCGGCUAACAAAGAUCAAUAUCUGAAUGUAAAAUCCAGUUUGAAAUAUUGGAUUGAAAAGGGUGCAUCUUCGGAAAAACUUAUCCUAGGUAUCCCAGCAUACGGACAAUCAUUCACUUUGUCCAAAGACGCGUUACCAUUAACCGGGAGAGGUUCCAAUUUCUUUCCUUUGAAGUCUUCCGGACCUGGACAAGCUGGAAAAUUCACGAAAGUACCAGGAUUCCUUUCUUAUUACGAAAUAUGCGAUAACGUAAGAAAUACUAGAUGGAACGUAACCAAAGAUCCAGAACGUUGUGUUGGAUCGUAUGCAAUGAAGGAUGAUCAAUGGGUUAGUUAUGAUGAUGUAUCAAAUGUAUUCAAAAAGGCCGAUCUUAUAAGAGAAUUAAAUCUCGGCGGAGGAUCAAUAUGGUCGCUUGACUUGGACGAUUUCUCUGGAAAUUGCGGCUGUGGAAAAUAUCCUCUAUUGACUGCAUUAAAUCGUGGGCUCGUUCAAGAGAAACUACGAAUGGCGGAUUGUACAUGAAAAUAGAAUCUUAGAUGCACCAUACAUUUCUACGAUAAUUCGUAUAGCGUACAACGGUAGUAACAGUAGAACAAAGCAUUAUUCGUCUUUCUGUGCUUUUCUUGUUGUCUUUCAUGUUGUCUUAUCCAGAUUGCACGUUCUGAUAAUGAACUAAUAUUCGAUAUUAUAAGAAGUAAAUGAUUUGGCAAACUUUUCCAAGGGACACAUUUCGCAGUUAAUUAUUCGUUCAUUUCAUUCAUUCAUCAUUCAUUCAUUCGUUCAAUGUCUUUAUCUUUUAAUUGUGUCGUUUGAGAAAACUUUGACAUUAAUAAUACAAAACAAAUUGUAUAUGAGCCAUCAUAAUAUCUUCUUUCAAAAAUGUGUCAGUAUAAGUAUUUGUGAUAUGUAAAGUGUAAUUAAAACGUUACGUUAAGUUCGCUCAAUGGUGUGUAAACAAAAAAAAAUUAUUAAAUUCGUUCAAGGCUGCUAGAUUAUAAUCUGACAUAUUUCUGUAAGUAUAUGCUUUUUCUCAAAAAAAGAAAAAAGCAAAAAUAAAUAAAAAGUGAUAGAAAAUAAA
This is a messenger RNA of Vespula pensylvanica (western yellowjacket), 9153 nucleotides long. RefSeq names its product probable chitinase 10. Gene Ontology annotation, biological process: carbohydrate metabolic process; chitin catabolic process. NCBI's taxonomy places the organism in Eukaryota, Metazoa, Arthropoda, Insecta, Hymenoptera, Vespidae. Gene Ontology annotation, molecular function: chitinase activity; chitin binding. Gene Ontology annotation, cellular component: extracellular region. The transcript is spliced from 29 exons. The record is from RefSeq and is a predicted model, not a curated record. Bases 399 to 8597 code for a protein of 2732 amino acids.